Molecule: messenger RNA, 6002 nt
Organism: Labrus mixtus (cuckoo wrasse)
Lineage: Eukaryota; Metazoa; Chordata; Actinopteri; Labriformes; Labridae
Product: deleted in malignant brain tumors 1 protein-like
Exons: 9
Coding region: 2847-4346 (499 amino acids)
Cellular component (GO): membrane
Source: RefSeq, a predicted model, not a curated record
UUGAGCACCAGCAUGAAACCAAAACUACUCGCGCUGCAUUGUUGUGUUAGCAUGCUAAUGCUAGCGAUCUUUAUUACGCUCGUAUCUUCACACAUUCACACAUUCAGGUACAUUUACCUGAAAUGAGCGUGAUCUAGAAACACAGUUAAGCAGUGAGUACAGUAUGUUAUUCUUCUUUUCUCUAGUCCCUCAAUUAAACAACUUUUAUACGCGAGGGGAUGUAAACAAACUCAAGAUAGGACUUUGUAAACUUUGAAAACAUCACAGACAGUGGGACUCAGGUGUUACACCCAUUGUAGAGUCAUUACUCACAGAGUUAUUUUCAGAGGAUAUACUUGAUUUAUAUUACAAUUUAAGUGUGAAAAAUCGCAUAUAAAGCCUUUAAGAUAACAAAAAUAUUCAAUUGAGUGUGAACAAUGCAAAGAAAACAAUUUUUAAACAGCUAAAUAAGUGUAGAUAUACACCGUGAAUAUAAACUGAAGUUGACUAACAUACGUUCAAGAUACUUCUAGGCAAUGUGUUUAGAGCACCUCCCAAAAGAGCUUCACGUAUGUAUGUAUUUGAGGAAGCAUAAUUCAUAUAGAGGAAGUAUCAAGACACAACUUUGGUUUUGGACUUGUUUUAAGACAUUCUAUGUUUGAGGUGUUUAUGAACACAAGAAGCUCUGAUUCAACUGCCAGUAAAGUCACAGCCUGAGAAAAUGCCAAUUGUUAUUAAGGAAGUAUUUUCUCUAAGAUGGUUUUAUCAACAUCAACAUCUCAUACUGCUCCUUGCUUUGUGGGUGGUAAAAUACAAUUCAUUUCCUGAAACGAUGUAUCCAAUCCAUAUGCAUGAAACCCGGAAGUUAGUAUCCAUGCUGAAAUGUCCAGUCUACUGAGGUGGACCCAAAAAAUGACCACUGAAUGACCACAAGGGUUCAGUCUACUGAAACUCCAUACUGAAAAGUCUGCACAUCCUACUGAUCUGUGGCUAUUCGGAAAAGACCCAGGCCCCUUAAGUUGCAUCCAUGCCUCCUGCCCACUCACAGGCUUGUGUCUGUAGUCCGUCCUACCAAAGAUGAAAGGAGAUACCUAUGCAAGGUGAAAACUAACAAGACAAUAUGUCACUAUAGACACUAGGGGUGCAGAAAUGCAAAAUUUUCUCUAAUCGAUUACUCUUCCCGUUGUUAAAGCGAGUACUCGAGUAAUCGUUUUGUAGUUCUUUUUUUUUUCUGUGAUUCUUUUCCCCCACGGGAGGCCCCGCCCCCAACUAUGACGCGAUGCCGACUGUAUCUAUUGAUUAAUUUGAAUCUUCUGGAUUUUAAUAAUUGUUAGUAAGAUGCCUUUGUAUUAACAUUCAGAUAUGACAUUUCUUACUUCAACAGACAGCAAACCUCAAAUAAAAAUUCACACAGACGUGUUAUGAUCGUUUUAACACUUUAUUAUAAUUAGAGCAGUGAGUAUGGCGAGCGGACGUGCAGACCUCAAUGCGCACUCAUCGCACGUUGAAGCUGUUUUGACAGCAACAUUGUGUUAACAAAGACUACAGUCUGCAGUGUAGAGCACACUUUACUCUGGUAAAUGAAGUUACAAUAGAACAGGUGAACGAUUUAAAGUGUCUGUCUGUUUCAUCUUUCUCCUCUGUGCGUAAUGACACUCGCUCAAUCUCGCUCGUCCGUCCGCUAUGAGCUAUUUCUCCCUAUAAGGUUGUUCCAUUUUGUAGUUAUUAAAAGAAUAAUCAUCUAAAAUUCCAAAAUAUAGUAAAACAUCUAGUUCUGCUGCUCUGUCCUGGAUGAUCAAACGUCAUUGGUUUAGCGGAGUAAAGCGGUAAUCGCAAAGUGAAAGUCCUUUUUCUGUGGACUAAAAAGACAAUUUGAACUGAACUUUUGUAGAUUAUAUUGCAUGUUUUGUUUGUUUGGGACUUUUUGUUCAUUGUGAAUUCAUAGGGGGGUUAAUUAAAGGGAUAUUUUUGUUAGGGUAGCAGCGUACGGAUCAACAACGGACGCGUUUCAGCACAGAGCCUUUAUCAGCUCAUCUAUUUCAUUUUUGCGCUCGUGCUCCUUUUUUUUCUGUUUUGAAUUAGACCUAUCCUAGAACCCACAAUGCAACAAGAAACAUUUACAAAAAUGUGGACUACAAAACGAUUAUCGAUUGCAUUUUUUUUGUAACCGAUUAUUAUUUAAUGAACGAGUACUCGGGUACCCGUGCACCCCUAAUAGACACAUGGGAUGUCCUUUUAUCACUUGAAGUGACAUGUGUUUGUGAGGGCAGCAUCAGCUAAUGCUUUCGUACUUAAUACAUAUUUCAAACAGUUUUUUAGACCAGGACUAUAAAAUACAAACUCAGGAACAAGAGGAACAAGGAGAUAAGAGACUUGAAAUGCAGGGACUAUAGCUCCGGGGGUAAAAGACAGAGAAGGAAGAAAGGCUGCAUAAGGGACCAAGUGACAAAAAUAACCAAGUAAAAACUGGAAGUGGUAACUGAAUACCCUAACAUGAAUUUAAUACAUUACUUAACAAGGAUAGCCCCACUACAUGACGGAUGGCUCGUUUUACUUGUAGGGACCAGAGCUGAGAAAGACCAAUUGGUUUAUCUACAACCCUCACAGCAGCAUUCUUAUAAAAUUCACAGGAUUAAGCCCUAGAACUGAAAAUAUUUUUGCUGUCUUUGCUGUCUCUGUGCAGCAGUGGUUCCAAUUUAAGCUGCUGAGUUCUGCUGAACUUUUUUGUUUAAAAAAAAACAUGUAAAAGCACUGUAAAGAGGAAGUAUUUCAGAAAAGACAAGCAGAGUUAAGUGCGUCUGCAGGCUUUUUUAAAGUCAUUUUUCGGUCUGUCCUUUCACCUGAUACCAGCACCCUACGCAUCAGCCAUGAGGAGCAUACAACAGAGACACCUUUACUUGACCCUGGUCUCUGUACUCUGGACCUCUUCUUUGCCUGCUGCAGGAGUUCAGAUCAGAUUAGCUGGAUCUAGUCAUUGCUCUGGAAGAGUUGAACUCUUCUAUGGCAAUACCUGGGGAACAGUAUGUGAUGAUGACUGGGACAUAAGAGAUGCUAAGGUGGUGUGCAGACAGCUGACCUGUGGGACAGCACUGAGUGCUCCUGGAGGUGCCAGUUUUGGUGAAGGAACUGGCCCAAUUCUGCUGGAUGAUGUGGACUGUUCAGGAAGUGAACAUUCUUUAACUGAGUGUCAAUCCAGAGAAAUUACGAAACACAACUGUAAACACAAUGAGGAUGCUGGCGUGGUCUGCUCAGGUGCUCAGAUCAGAUUAGCUGGAUCUACUAAGUGCUCUGGAAGAGUUGAACUCUUCUAUGGCAGUACCUGGGGAACAGUAUGUGAUGAUGACUGGGACUUAAAAGAUGCUGAGGUGGUAUGCAGACAGCUGAGCUGUGGGACAGCAGUGAGUGCUCCUGGAGGUGCCCUUUUUGGUGAAGGAACUGGCCCAAUCUUGCUGGAUAAUGUGGCCUGUUCAGGAAGUGAAAGUUUUCUAACUAAGUGUCAGUCCACAAAAAUGAAGACACACAACUGUCAACACAAUGAGGAUGCUGGUGUGAUCUGUUCUGUUAGCCUCCCUAAGCCCAGAAUCUCCAUGAUACCUGUUGGUGAGGUUACCUGGGGUCAGGAUAUCGUCAUCGUUUGUUCCAUCACAGCUGAGCUUCGAGGUGGCACAUUCACUCUUCAGAAAAUCCCAGGCUCAUUCACAAUGACGCAAACACCAAGUUCCAACUCUGCUACGUUCAACAUUCUUCAAGUUGACUUGGAAAAUGAAGGAUCCUAUCAGUGUCAGUACAGGAAAAGCAUUUCAAGUCAAAAUUUCAAUUCUGUCCUAAGUGACCCACUCAGACUCUUCAUUAGUGUGAGACUGCAGCAGCCGAGUAUCUCUCUCACAUCUCCUGACAGAGGGCUGGUCUGGAGUCCUGAAGGUGCAGAGGUCACCAUGGGUUACAGAUUUAUCUUCACCUGCUCCAUUAACUGCAGCUAUCCUGAGGGCCAAUUCUUUCUCAUCUCCUCUGACUCCAACACCAUUGCCACAAAGCGAACAGUCAACCACUCGGCCUCCUUUGACUUCCCUGUAGCUGAUUAUAAACACCAGGGCAACUACAGCUGUGUGUAUGAGGUCGAACUGCCUACAAGAAGAUUUAAUUCUACUGAGACUGGACCAAUCAGCGUUAUCAUUAAAUUGCCUCUGUUGCGGAUGGUGUCCUCAGUAGCUGCUGGCUUCCUGCUGCUGCUGCUGCUGCUGGUGCUGCUGGUGGUGGUCUGUCUGGCCUGCGGGAGAAGAAAACAAGCAAAGCAGCCAAACCUUGUCCACGACAAAUUGGCUGUCAGAGUGGGAAAGUAUUGCAAAGAUGAUAAGAUGAUUAUGUAAAUGUGGAAUCGGUGGAAACCAAGGAGAACCUCAAAGGGGAAACAGUGGGUGAGGACAAUAUUUAUGAGGAACCAGAGAGAGUUGAUGAUCAUGAUUCUGAAGAAGUAGGCCUAAAUUCACAUUUGAGAAAGGACAAGGAGGUCUGUCUCAGUGAAGAUGAAAACAGACAAGAGGAAGAAGAAACCAGUGAAGAGGAAGAUGACUAUGAAAAUGUAGAACCACAGAACAACUGAUGGCACUUGUGGAAAGCAUGAGGACAUUUAUCAGAUCUUUUGAGGUUGCCAUGUGUGUUGGGUGAAUUCCAACAUGAAGUUUAAAGCAAUUUGAGUAGUCAGAAUAUUACAAAUUCUAAAGUGCUAACAUUUUAGUUGGUCUUUAUAUGAGGUGUCUGCAGGUUUGUAACAAAUAGCUAUCUAAAAGCAGUAAAAGGCAGUUAUGUUACUUACCCUUUGUAGUAAUUAAAGGCCCCAUUAUAAGAUACAGCCCCUCUGUACUUUUGUCUUACUGUGUGCCCAGAUUAUGUAACGUUUGCCCUUAAUGCAUUUCUGGCAUGCAUGCAAGACUGUGCACUAGUCAUUGUUUAGAUCUAAUCCUAAACCUUGUUUUUUUUAGCAGGAUACAUUGCAUUUUGAAAGUUAUUUUGUACAUUUAUGACUUUCAUUUUGUUAUAAAAUAUCAAAUAAUCUUUAAAGCAUUAUUGUUAGAAAUUCAGAUGUUUCUUUAUUAAGGUGCAAAUCUCACAGAGUACAGAGUAGUGUGUGAGAGGAGUUCAUAGGACUCAAGAACACAUAUUUAUACACAGACAGAAACAACUCAGCAGUUUUUACCAUACAUUCUUCAGAAGAGAAGUUUCUCUUCCAUAAUUAGAGGUCGUUUAUCAUCAAGAUCGUGGGAGGCUUUACACAUCAAGGUUACAUAAGACUGUGUUCAUUAAGGUUACAUAUAAGGCUGGGUUCACUAAGGUUACAUAUAAGACUGUUCAUCAAGGUUACAUAUAAGGCUGUGUUCAUUAAGGUUACAUAUAAGACUGUUCAUCAAGGUUACAUAUAAGGCUGGGUUCAUUAAGGUUACAUAUAAGGCUGUGUUCAUUAAGGUUACAUAUAAGACUGUGUUCACUAAGGUUACAUAUAAGACUGUGUUCAUUAAGGUUGCAUAUAAGGCUGUGUUCAUUAAGGUUACAUAUAAGACUGUUCAUUAAGGUUACAUAUAAGACUGUGUUCAUUAAGGUUACAUAUAAGGCUGUGUUCAUUAAGGUUACAUAUAAGACUGUUCAUUAAGGUUACAUAUAAGACUGUGUUCAUUAAGGUUACAUAUAAGGCUGUGUUCAUUAAGGUUACAUAUAAGACUGUGUUCACUAAGGUUACAUAUAAGACUGUGUUCACUAAGGUUACAUAUAAGGCUGUGUUCAUUAAGGUUACAUAUAAGACUGUGUUCACUAAGGUUACAUAUAAGGCUGUGUUCAUUAAGGUUACAUAUAAGACUGGGUUCACUAAGGUUACAUAUAAGACUGUUCAUUAAGGUUACAUAUAAGACUGGGUUCACUAAGGUUACAUAUAAGACUGUGUUCAUUAAGGUUACAUAUAACGCUGUGUUGGAAUGGAAAUUGGAAUGUCUAUAAAAUGUUUUAUAAUAUAUACAGUAUAUUAAAGAAUAUAU